AUGCAGCUCUCUCGCUAUGUUUUCCGUUUUGCCUGGAUCCUCUGCAUCAAAGCCUCACCCUACCUGCAUCAUGCUGCCCUUCUCUUCUCAACAACGCAGUGCAGCUUCGACAUGCCUGAACUCCUCAUAAAUCGCGGUUCCAUAUUCAACCUGUUCUCGGCCCGAGUGGAUGGUUACGAGUUCAAAGAGCAGUAUGGACACUUCGCAUGCGCCGUUGUAGGGUUUCCGGACACUGCAAGACCAUGGCUGCUCGCUCCCUCUAUCACGAGGAGGAAGAAGUACAAACCAAAGUCGAAGAUCGACGUGUCGACUCAUGCCACUUGCCCGUGGUUCUGUGAUACCCUGUUCUCUUCUCUUAAUAUUGGCUUCUUUUGA
Molecule: messenger RNA, 375 nt
Organism: Trematosphaeria pertusa
Lineage: Eukaryota; Fungi; Ascomycota; Dothideomycetes; Pleosporales; Trematosphaeriaceae
Exons: 1
Coding region: 1-375 (124 amino acids)
Source: RefSeq, a predicted model, not a curated record